AUGGCGACUGUGAAAGAGCGAGCUGCUGCUUUAAACCUUUCAGGGAAGCUGUUCAGCCCCAUGCCCCACCCUGCUGAUCAGCAGGUGUUUGCUAAUCCAUUGCCAGACCAGCUCAUGUGGAGCAGACUGAUCUCUCACCUCCAGUCAGAGGAGGUGAAACGGCGACGUCACUUCCUGAAAUCUCAUGACAAUUGCUUUGUAGGCUCUGAUGCAGUUACUGUGAUCCAAGCCUACAUAAAGCAGAGCAAGGUUUUGGGGGAUGCUGAAGUGCCCAGGUCCAAAAGCAUUGCGUGUGUGAGGCCAGCACUACUGGACUGCAAAGUGCUUGAAGCAGUAGCGUGUAAAACGUUUGGGAAGGAGAGCAAGCUGUCGGAGUUUCAGGACAGCGUCAGCAGCCUGUACCGCUUCCUGAAAACCCAGAGCCCUGUGCUGUGCAGCGCAGAAAACGUUAUUUCUUCUUCCGAUAAUGAGAGAAAUGUGGACAGCCAACAACACAGGGAUGACCCACUGUUCACUCACAGUACUCCAGUAAAAUCAGGUCACAUUAUGAACAUCCUGCUGGAGGAGUUUGACCUUAGCCUUAGCUUCCUCCAUCCUGCGUGUUUACCACCAUCAGUGGUCAGUAAGGUGUGGCAGGAGCAGACUGUUCAACGUCUGCUGAAGUUGAUUGAGCUCCCUCUGCUGGACGGACUGUUGGACUGUGGAGUGUGUCCCCUAUUGGCUGCCAACAAUAAUGAACCGGACAUUCUCUACACCAGUCACUACCUGGAUCGAGAAAUACUGAAGGCUUUUAAGGAAUCACAAAAUGAUGAGUGGCUGUUGGCAGCAUUAGAGCUGAUGGACUUUCUGCCAGACCAGCAAGUGGUAGAGGUGAGCAAAGAGCUCCCGAAGUUUUCACUGGAUGAUGAGGGUGAUGAACAUGGACAGUGGAGCCCCACAGGCAUCCAGCAAUGCAAAACUCUACUGUUUGAAAUUCUGUCUAAACAUUAUGGACAGUCCAGUUUCCAGCCUCUUCUCCCUAGUGGACUGAAUGAUGUCUGCAUACAGAUUACUGAGCUUUUGGUGAACGGGAAGUUCGACGUGGCUCUGGAGGUGUUACAGCUGUGUCUGAAGUUGCUUCCUGUGGCUACUAGAGAGGAGCUGUACAGGUUGCUGAACUUCAUGUCGCUGGCUGCAGACCCACAACAGAUCCGUCUUCAUAAAGGGAACGAGAAUCGGAUUCAUGUGAAGAAAGCGUUUUGUCGAGCCAUAAUACAAAGCAAGAGCCUUUCAAAAGGCAAAGUAGACUUAAUGUUGCUCUUCAUGCUGGAUAACUAUGAGGACAUCUUCAAGAUCCCAGGUUCUUUGCACAGGCUGGUCAGUGACAAACUGGAUGACAUUGUGAAAAAGAAGGACCCCAACACACAAGGCCCUGCAUUCUGUCAGCACAUUUCAAGCAGCGUGUACCACGACACUGUAAAAAACCUGACAAAUACGGAGUUGUUUGUACUGCUCAGGAAUAUCGAUGAAAAUACAAAGUACUCCGUGAAGGAGAAGAAUAGACUGCUGGCACAGUUCUACAAAGGCCAUCCUGACAUUUUUGCUCAGUAUUUUGGGUCCAGACUGAGCACAAUCAGCUUGUCUGAAGUGUAA
This is a messenger RNA of Neoarius graeffei (lesser salmon catfish), 1632 nucleotides long. RefSeq names its product DEP domain containing 7, paralog b (gene depdc7b). The record is from RefSeq and is a predicted model, not a curated record. Lineage: Eukaryota; Metazoa; Chordata; Actinopteri; Siluriformes; Ariidae.